Molecule: messenger RNA, 2454 nt
Organism: Fusarium graminearum PH-1
Lineage: Eukaryota; Fungi; Ascomycota; Sordariomycetes; Hypocreales; Nectriaceae
Exons: 1
Coding region: 1-2454 (817 amino acids)
Source: RefSeq, a predicted model, not a curated record
AUGGCUCAAGUUACUGGCCUUGAUCCUGAGGCCUCUGUCACGUCGGGCAAUGGCGCUUCCUAUCCUCGCACAGUCCCUCCAAGCUUUUCUUCUCCAUCUGCAUCUGCUUUUGCGUCUGCAUCUGGAUCCAAGAGGCUGAAUCGACGUUCGUACCAGAAUCUACCUCGCUCAAGCUCCCAGUUUCAAGCACAAGCACGUACCCGGCCUAGAGCAAAGUCCGCAUCAAACCUGUCUGCACGGCCUAGCCAGGAUCAGGACCAGGACGUGCGAUUCAACGACGACACUUUCAUCGGCCAGAAGGAGGACGACGGCGAACCGCAUGAUGGCAUUGCAGAGCUGAUUGACUUCCUGAGGAAUCACAGCCCGCCAUCUGGUAACUUUAUGUCUAUCCCUGAUGAUAUCUCCCCCGAAGACAGGGGGCGAUGGUACAGGCUACGGAAGCUGGGCAAAAGAAGCAAAUCAUUUUCCAAGUCGCCUCAGACAAUUCGCCUCCCAGACUCAGCUGUCUCGGGCACCACGAUAGGGGGACACAGGCAUAUCGCAAUAUCUAUCCCCUUGGACGCCUCGCCAUUUGGUCGAGCACCCAGGUCUCAAUAUCCUGUCUACCAGCAACGAAACGCCAGACCCCUCAGUUCCCAGUACGGUCCCACGAGAGCCGUGGUGAACGACAAGGGUGUCGUGACAGUAUUACGCACCGUCAAGGAGGAUCGGGAGACGAGUCCCUCAGUGAGCCCAGCAAAUUCUCAGCUUCUCCUAUCCUCGGUACCUCAACGAUCUCCAAAUACGACGACUGAAGGACAGUUUCAUCCGGGCACUAUUAAUAGCAGCAGCCAGACUAGGUCAUCAGAGCACUUAAACGUUAUGGCGACGCCUCCUCCAAGGGUCGUAUCCUCGGAGCAGGUCAGACAAGCUAACGAGCAGUCCCGAGGAUUUCAAACCCACGAUCAGGGGAACAUGUCUACAGCGAACCCGGCUCAGCAUGAACGAGCUCCCUCGCGAAAUUCCAACUCUACAGGGGGUCGCUUCUUGCAUCUUGGUGACUUAUCGAUCGAUACCAUGAUGUCUCAGCCAGUCACGACAGAAAUCACGACAGAAUCUACUUCAUCUGCCCGUCCUGUCUCCCGAGACGGUUCGUACCAGCAUUCACUCUCCAAAAGCAUCAUGACUACAAGCGACAACGACCCUAUCGUUGCAGAGGCUAGGCCAGUCGAGGCGAAGCCUGUUGCGGCCAGAGAGUCGCGCAUACGACCACCAACCAAACAGUUUGGUGAGCCUUCUGUUACUAUUAUCACAAAAAACCCCCUGCGUGCAUCCCGGGACUAUUCUAGUCAAAAGGGCAGCGAGGAUUCGCCUGCUUCUUCGUCCAAAUCAUCACAAAAUCGUCGUGACAAAGUAAGGGACAAGAAGAAGAGGGACCUUGAGGCUGCUUCCUUGAAGCGACGCAGCAUGUUGGUCAAUACUCCGGAACCCAGACAGGACUCUGACCACGAUACAAUCAAGGAGGUACCGGAGGAUGAUACGGAAGAGCCCCCGCCCGUCCCUCUGAAAUCGCCUCAGCGACAGAGCAUUUGCCCUAUCAUGGUCGUCGCGAACGUCAAGCCAUCGCCUCCUCCAUCAACUAGCAUCAGCACGUUUCCUGAGAAAAGGGGCAGCGCGGAUUCCGAAACAAUCAAGACUCUCCCAAAAUCCAAAUCAGGUGGAGUUAGCUUUCUGAUUGCAGACGAAAGCACAGCAAGCCGGCCAAUUUCACCCUCCCCCGCUUCGUACAUGAAUGGCUCUCCAACACCACCUCAGUCGGCUCGAUCAUCACCAACUCACGAUCAGGGCUCUCAAGAUCGGACAUCCCUCUCCCGACGUCGAGAAUGGAAUGCGGCACGAGACAACCAGCGCAAGCGCAAAGAAGCGGCAUCAAGCAGUAGCCCCCAACCUAGAGCGCGAAGAGCGACUACGGGCCGAGUAGAAAGUGAUGACAACGCAGCUGGUGCGGAGGUUCUUCGACGUUACGAAGCUUACCGAGAGUACCGCAUCAGGGAGAUGGAACGCCGCGUUCGCCGACUAGAGCGUAACGGAGACGUAUGGCUACGAGCACUCGUGCCAGUACUGGACAAUCUCAACCGCACACUCGCCAGUUCCAACGAUAAGAAGUCCAGCAAAGCACAAGGCUGGGUUUCCGAUGAUGACGACGAAAAGUCACAGUUGCAAAAACCAUCCCCGAUGAGACCCUCGAGUCGAGGUCGGAUGAUGGCCAGAGCAGGCACUUCAGAGCGAGAAUUCCUGGAGCAACUCGUGAGAACUCGUGAGGAGCUGGAAGCCGGAAGCAUCAGCGACGACAUGAGCGGAUUCGACACUAUCGAGCCUCUCAUGAGGGAAUUGGCUGGACGAUCUCGACUGAGCUUUGAAGCACGAUCGCUGGGAAUGGACGACGAGGGGUUGCUGCAAUCGCUCUCCCAUUAA